This is a messenger RNA of Alosa sapidissima (American shad), 7191 nucleotides long. It is a transcript of the gene brwd3, whose product is annotated as bromodomain and WD repeat domain containing 3. Gene Ontology annotation, biological process: regulation of cell shape; cytoskeleton organization; regulation of transcription by RNA polymerase II. The record is from RefSeq and is a predicted model, not a curated record. NCBI's taxonomy places the organism in Eukaryota, Metazoa, Chordata, Actinopteri, Clupeiformes, Clupeidae. Gene Ontology annotation, cellular component: nucleus. The transcript is spliced from 40 exons. Gene Ontology annotation, molecular function: protein binding. The coding region runs from base 134 to 5413 and encodes 1759 amino acids.
CAGCGCAGCUUGCGCGAGGCUCCGAGGAAAGGGCCGAACGCUGGGAACAAUUAAAGAGAUUCAAUUGAAUUCAACAAUUUAGGAGAUUACAACUAACUACCAGUAAACCUAAAUCCAGUGUAAUGACAUAACCAUGGCAGCCGAACAUUGUUCGCAACUUGAAGCCGAAUUGUAUUACCUGAUUGCCAGAUUUCUUCAGUCGGGACCGUGCAAAAAAUCUGCAAGGAUCCUGGUGGAGGAACUGGAAGAGUAUGAGUUGAUCCCGAAACGGUGGAGUUGGGAUGGGAAACAAUAUAAGCGAAACUUCGAUGACUGGGUGGCACUGAACCAGCAUAUCCCUGCAGAUUACCUGCUGCGCGUGUGUAAACAGGUGGGACCACUGAUUGACCAGCAUGUUCCACCAAGUGUUCCUGGGGUCUGUACCUUACUGGGCACUGGAAAACAGUCUCUUCUCCGCACGGCAAAGGGUUGUAACACAGUAUGGAGCAGUUCCACAGUGGCAGCGCUACACAGGGGACGCCCACCAGAACCUCCAGUCAGUGUGGAGGUGCCACCCAACUUCGCAUCUAUCAUGGGUGCUCGACAGACUGCAGGCGUCGCUCGUUUUGGGCACGCCCUCCCUUCCUCCACUUAUCAGCACAUGAAGAUGCACAGGCGAAUCCUGGGGCACCUCUCCUCGGUUUACUGUGUGGCGUUUGAUCGCACGGGACGACGCAUCUUCACAGGUUCCGACGACUGCCUAGUGAAGAUAUGGGGGACAGACGACGGCCGUCUCCUAGCAACUCUCCGUGGCCAUGCGGCAGAAAUUUCGGACAUGACUGUCAACUAUGAGAACACGCUCAUCGCCUCGGCCAGCUGCGACAAAGUGAUCCGCGUGUGGUGCCUGAGGACGUGCGCACCCAUCACUGUCCUCCAGGGCCAUGCCGCCUCCAUCACAUCCAUACAGUUCUCUCCAGGUACCACAGGCUCUGCUCGGGUGCUGGCCUCCACAGGGGCAGACGGCAUGGUGUGCUUCUGGCAGUGGAACGCCCUCACCAUGAAGUUCAAUGACCGUCCAGUGAAGUUUGUUGAGCGUUCACGCCCAGGUGUUCAGAUCUCCUGCUGUUCCUUCAGUUGUGGUGGGAUGUUCCUGACUACAGGAAGCACAGACCAUGUGAUCAGAGUAUACUACUUGGGCGCGGAAACACCCAUGAAGCUUUCGGAGCUGGACGCUCACAUGGAUAAAGUGUUGGCCGUGCAGUUCUGCAACAACAGUGAUGGUCUUAGGUUUGUGAGUGGCAGUCGUGAUGGCACGGCGCGGAUCUGGCACUUCCAGCAGCAGGAGUGGAAGAGCGUCUGUCUGGACAUGAGCGCCCGUCUGCCUGGAAGUGCCAUGGUGUCAGGAGAGGACAAGUCCACCAAACUGGUCGUUACGAUGGUUGCGUGGGACCGCAGUGACCGCAUGGUCAUCACUGCUGUUUCUAACUGUCUGCUGAAAGUGUGGAGCUCUACCAGUGGCCAACUGCUUCAUGUGUUAUCAGGUCAUGAUGACGAAGUUUUUGUGCUGGAAGCCCACCCGUUUGAUUGGAGGAUCAUGCUCUCUGCCGGGCAUGAUGGGAACAUUUACGUCUGGGACCUCAGCAGGGGAACUAAGAUCCGAAACUUCUUUAACAUGAUUGAGGGACAAGGCCACGGUGCCGUCUUUGACUGCAAGUUCUCGGCUGAUGGUCAACACUUUGCCUGCACAGACUCUCACGGCCACCUUCUCAUAUUUGGUUUUGGAUGCAGUAGGCUUUACGAGAAGAUUCCUGACCAGAUGUUUUAUCACACGGAUUUCCGCCCACUUAUUCGGGACGCCAAUAACUACGUGUUGGACGAGCAGACCCAGCAGGCCCCCCACCUCAUGCCCCCACCCUUCCUAGUGGAUGUGGACGGAAACCCUCACCCGCCCAUCUUCCAGCGACUGGUCCCGGGCAGAGAGAACUGCAAAGACGAGCAGCUUGUCCCCCAGCUGGGCUACUUGGCCAAUGGUGACGGGGAGGUGGUUGAGCAGGUGAUUGGCCAGCAGACAUCGGAGGAGGAGGAGCAGGAGGAGAGCCCGCUGGACGACCUCAUCAGACAGCUGCAGCAGCAGCAGGACCAGAGAAUCGACCCAGCAGAUCAGCAAGCAGGUGCUGAGGGUGAAGGGGCUCUCCUUUCUCCGCCCAACGUGGGCCUCCGGCGGAGUGGCCAGGUGGAAGGGGUGCGGCAGAUGCACCACAAUGCCCCCCGCAGCCAGAUGGCCACCGAGCGAGACCUGCUGGCCUGGAGCCGGAGGGUGGUGGUCAAUGAGGUCCCAGCCAGCAUGUUGAGAGUUAUGGAGGAGAGUCGGCAGGCCAAAGGAGAGUCCGAGCGCUCGUUAUACAACACGGAGAAGAGGAGGAAACCUGUGCAAAGUGCCACACGAGCUGAGCCGGAGUUCAUGUCGUUGCGCUCCAUGCGGCGAACGCAGCGCAAGAAGCAGCAGCAGCAGCAGCGCCACUCCUACCACACCCGCUCGGCCCGCGAGCGCCGCGCUCUACGCCGCACCGCCAGCCUCAGGUCGCCGCACGGCUCCGACUCGGACAGCGAAGCAGAGCAGCAGGAGGAGGAGCAGGCAGAUGCCAGUGACGCCUCAUCAGACGGAGAGGCUCAAUGGCAGAGUGACAGCAGCUCCAGUGACUCGUCAAGCGAGUACUCAGAUUGGACUGCCGAUGCAGGGAUCAACCUUCAGCCUCCGAAGCGGUCCACCAGGCGUCCUGUCAGAGCCCCGGCCAGCAGCAGCUCUGAGAACGAGGGAGAGGCCCAGGGUGAGGGAGAAGAGGAGGAGGAGAAGAGGAAAAAGAAAGAGGCAGAAAAGAAGAAGAAACCAAAAGAACCUAAAAAGCCCGGGUCGGGCAGUGCAUCUGCUGAGUGGACCCCUCCAUCGUGGAUCACAGACACCACAGCCCGCCGACUGCCCUUCGUGCCUCAGAUGGGGGAUGAGCUCAUCUACUUCCGUCAAGGUCACGAAGCGUACGUACGUGCAGUGCGUAGGGCCAAAGCCUACAAUAUAAAUCGUCUGAAACAGCCCUGGAAUAAACUGGAUCUCAGGGAUCAAGAGUCGGUGAAGGUGAUUGGCAUAAAGUAUGAGGUGGGCCCGCCCACCCUCUGCUGCCUCAAACUGGCCUUCCUAGACCCGCUCUCAGGGAAGAUGACUAAUGAGUCCUUCAGUUUAAAGUAUCAUGACAUGCCUGAUGUCAUCGACUUUUUGGUGCUGCAGCAGUUUUACAACGAGGCAAAAGAACGCAACUGGCAACCUGAUUCGAGAUUCAGGAGCAUAAUCGAUGACGCAUGGUGGUUUGGAUCAGUAGAAAGCCAGCAGCCGCUCGAACCAGAAUAUCCAGAUAGCCUGUUCCAGUGUUACGAUAUUAGGUGGGACAAUGGAGAGACAGAGAAAAUGAGUCCAUGGGAUCUGGAGCCGAUACCUGAAGAAGCGGAGCUCCCAGAAGAGUUUGGAGAUUGUGUCCAGGUGUCGGAGGCUGAGUUCCAGUCGCUCCUGUACAAACCCCAGGAGGGAGAGUGGGGGGCGCAGACGCGGGAUGAGGAUUGCGAGCGAGUGAUCCAGGCCAUCGAUCAGCUGCUCUCUCUGGAUGUGGCGAAGGAGUUUAAGAGUCCUGUGGAUCUGAGGGAUUAUCCCCUCUACUGCUCUGUGGUGGCCUACCCCACUGACCUCAGCACUGUCCGACAGCGCCUUAGGAACCGCUUCUACAGGAGAAUUUCUGCUCUCAUGUGGGAGGUACGUUACAUCGAGCACAACGCCCGCAUCUUCAACGAGCCACAGAGUCCCAUCGUCUCUGCCGCCAAGAUUGUUACUGAUGUACUGCUGCGCUUCAUCAGCGAUCAGAGCUGUGUGGACAUAGUGGACCUUUACCACAGGAUGAAGAUGGAGCUGAGCAGUGUUGAAGAGGAGAAUGAUGUUGACUCCGACACCCCAGGGACAUCCACUGGUCAACAACAGAGCGGGUCUGGGGCUCAGAAGCGAGGGGUCGUGUUGGACAUCAGUGCGUGGAGGAACCAGUGUAAGGAUCUCCUGCGCAGGAUGAUUGACAGCCCCGACUCCGAGCCGUUCCGACAGCCCGUUGACCUCUUUGAGUAUCCAGAUUAUCGAGAUAUCAUUGACACUCCAAUGGAUUUGGGAACUGUGUCAGAGACACUAGCUGUAGGGAAUUACGAAAAUCCCUCAGAGUUUGCCAAAGACAUCCGUCUGAUUUUCAGUAAUUCCAAGGCAUACACUCCAAACAAAAAGUCGAGGAUUUUCAGUAUGACUCUGAGUCUGUCCGCAUUCUUCGAGAGGCAGAUCAUCGCCAUAAUCUCAGAUUAUAAAUCUGCUGUACAAAACCAACGGAGAAAUCGGCAGAGAAUGAACUACAGCAAGCGGUUACAGGACUCGCCACCAGUCAGCCCUAAAGGGAAAAACAAGUCUUCAGGGAAGAAACCAAAAACCCAGCAGAGAUCCAGGAGCCGCACACGCAGAGUUUCACAAGCCUCAGAAUCCAAUGACAUUUCUGUGGAUGAAGACGGCCAGCCCUCGAGUUCAUCUUCCUCGUCGUCGUCCUCUUCCUCCUCAUCCUCCUCCUCAGGGCAACCAGGGGCCAACAGAUUAAUGCGCAGCCGAGGGCUACCUGCCAAAAACUCUGAACUUUGUAAUGGGCCAACUGUCAACGGCAGCCGGCAGUCGCACAGGAGAGGCACUUUGCGCACGAAACAAAUGCCUGUAUCUGGCAGUUCAUCUUCAUCCUCCUCCUCAUCAUCGUCCUCCUCUUCCUCAUCCUCAUCCUCUUCUUCCUCGUCCGAGAGCGAAGAGAGCGACGUGGAGGUGGGGCAGUUUCCUGAUGGUGGCGACCACGAUUACAGUAAAGCGCCACGCCUUUCCCACAGAGACAAGGGCAAGGUAGCCGUCGUGGCGAAGAGAAAACUGACGGGCCACGAAACGAUAGCACAGGCGAAAAGACUGCGGCUGGAUGAGGAGGUUGAGCAGCCAGUGGAGGAGGAGGAAGAGGAGGAGGAGGAGGAGGAGGAAGAAAAGGAGGUUGAGGAGGACUCUGAAGAGGAGCUAGAAGAGGAAGAAGAGGAGCAAGAGGAUGAUGAAGUCGAGAGGGACGAGGAGGAGGAAGAGGAAGAGGAGGAGGAGGAGCAGCAGAGUGGAGCAGCCUUGCCACGGACGGCUGCUGGCCAGAGGUCAAGCCAGCGAACAGGGAAGUCGGCCCGGGUCAACACGCGCAACCAGGGCCGACGGACUGUCCUGUACAACGACGAGUCCGAGGAGGAGGGGAACGCAGCGGACCCGCUCAACCUGGGCAGGUCGCGGUCGGGUCGGGUGCGACGCAUGACUGAGAAAGCCCGGGUCAGCCACCUCAUGGGCUGGUCACACUGACCCAACCCACCCACCCAGCCCUCCUCUCAGACUCACUAAUACCAAUACUGCAGGGAUUUUGACUUUUAUCAUUUUUUAUUAUGUUUUAAAAGAUUUUGUAUAGUUUAUUUUUUUAUUGUAAUUUUUUUUUUCUUUUUUAAUUAUUUUGAUUUGUCUAGGAGUCUAUGUUUACGGACAGUGGUGCUCUUUGUAUCUCCAUCUUUCAGUUUCUCCCCUCCCUUUCUCUGUUUCACACUCUUCAUUAAUACUUUCUCUUCUCCCCCCAUCAUUUUCUCCUCUGCUCUGUUCGUCUGUGUGUGUGUCUGUGUCUUACUUCCAAGGAAACCUCUUGGUAACAAUCUUUCCAAUAAUCAGCCACCCCAGCCUUACUCUGCUCCAGGGCCUUAAAAUUAGCUCCUCCACGUUACAUCCCCUCUUCCUCCUCUCAUCGCCUCGCCUCUCACCGAGACACUGACCAGCUGUGGAAACCCCAACAUGGUGCUGUUCCAUUCACUCUCAGAUCAAAAACCACAGUAGCUUUCACAGUACAGUUUGGAAGCCCCCCCCCCCCCCCCCCCCCCCCCCUUCAUGUGGAGAUGGUGCUGCUUUCUUCUUCCCCCUCCACUGAUCAUUCUGUUGUCCCGAUUUCUUUUUGAAAGACCCCCUCUUGCCCUCCUGUCGCCAGGGGCAUGUGUGUUGCCUGAAACCGGGGAUGGGUAGGUGAUUGUGUAAAGAGCUGCAGUCUGCUGGUUUGCAUCUGGUCUGAUUUUGGAGUUGUGGGCUCAUGGCUAGCACCGACCCAUCUCUCUCUUUUUCUCUCUCUCCACUCCUCACACUGAAGACUGUUCUGAGACCACCACAAAAUAAUAUUUAUAUUUUUAUUACACUGUUUUAUGAUAGAUGUCGCUUCCUAAUAGUAGUAAACAUUUUGCACAUGGGUAAGAAAACAUCUAUGGCAGCUGAUCGGUGGAUGGCGUCGGAGUCCAUCGGCCAGCUUCGUGCUUCCUCAUUGGUCGAGAUUCAUCUGGUCAGCUACAGGCCAUCUGAAGAGCAAAAGACUAUUAUUACAGUGAUCACCUAUAGACUGUUUAGCUCUGAGCUUUACUUUCUGCUUCCAGCAAUUUAAAGAACAAUCAUCUUUGGUGCCAACCUCUGAACUCUGGUGUGAUUUUUGAUCUGAAUUGUAGCCUGAUGGUAGUGUGCAGUGGAUGAAUUGGGUAGACAUUUAUAUAUAUAUAUAAUUUUUCCUUCUGUGGUCUUGAUCAAGGCCUCACACAGGAUGCACAAAACCUGCUCCUAAGAGAAGAUGAAGAGUCACUCUGGUCUAGUGUUGUAGCAAGUGUCACUUAGAGCAGAUAACAGGUUUUUUACUAAUGUCAUCUCUUUACACGUGUCUUUUCAUAUGUCCCUUAAAAUGCCCUACGCUCUCUAAGCUCCUGUCUCGAUUGUUGUAUGUUGCGAAUGAUUUCUUUACUCUCAACUUUUCAUAAUACCUCCUCUUCCUCCUCUGAAGGAAGGAGACUUGGGACUUCACCAAAUGUCAACCCAUCAACAUGGUGCACAAAUGUAUGACCAUCCAAUCAGCAUUAAUGUGACUACAAUUUGAGCCAAUUCCUCAUCUUGGUUUUCGGUCUCUCUUCAGGGACUCUCUUGUGUUAAUGGACUGAGUGGUGGAAAAGCCACUGUUAAUAUGAUGAUGUUUUAUAGAUGUAAUAAGCUCAUGUGAUUUGUCUUUUUUUUUCUACGCAUAUUUUGGUUGUGUUUUUUAUUUUGAUUAAAGUAUACAAGAAUCAAUUUUA